Rotaria sordida is the source of this 1308-nucleotide messenger RNA. Lineage: Eukaryota; Metazoa; Rotifera; Eurotatoria; Philodinida; Philodinidae. The record is from the annotation of a GenBank genome assembly.
AUGAUGAAUGAUUCCGUUCGAAAGAAAGAACCGGUCAAUAUUCUCUUCUGUGGUCAUGUCGAUGCUGGUAAAUCGACAAUCGGUGGACACUUACUCUAUCUCACUGGUCAAAUCGAUAGACGCACUUUGGAGAAAUGUAAGAAUGGAGCACGUGACUCAUGGUGUCCAUCACAUGCGUUGGAUACGAAUGAAGAAGAACGCGAGAGAGGUAUAACCAUUGAAGUUGGACGAGCUUGGUUUGAAACACAAACAAAACAUUUCACCAUUUUGGAUGCACCUGGCCACCGUUGUUUCGUGCCGAAUAUGAUCGGUGGAGCAUCACAAGCAGACAUUGCCAUUUUAGUGAUAUCGGCUCGAAAAGGUGAAUUCGAAACAGGAUUUGAACGUGGCGGUCAAACACGUGAACAUACAAUGCUUGUGAAAACAGUUGGUGUUCGUAAUUUGAUUGUUCUUGUCAAUAAAAUGGAUGAUCAGACUGUUAAUUGGGAUGAAGCACGAUAUCGAGAAAUCGAAGGAAAAUUAUCACUCUAUCUCAAAAUGUGUGGUUUCAAGUCCGAAAAAGAUACUAUUUUUAUACCAUGCAGUGGAAGGACUGGAGCGAUGCUUAUUGAACAUCCUGGACCAAAAGUUGUGUCUUGGUAUACUGGACCAACUUUUAUUGAAUAUUUGGAUGGAAUUUCAUCGUUCGAUCGAAAUAUUGAUGGUUGUCUUCGAAUGCCUAUCGUUCAACGAUACAAAGAUAUGGGUGUGAUUGUUCUGGGUAAGAUCGAAUCCGGCCAAGUUCGGAUCGGUGAUCGUUGUCUGAUUAUGCCCAAUCGAACACGUGUCGAAGUAACAAAUAUUUAUUAUGAAGAUAUUGAAACAGAUUCGAGUGUAUGUGGUGAAAAUGUUCGAUUGAAAUUGAAAAAUGUCGAAGAAGAAGAAAUUUCACCUGGUUUUGUUCUAUGCGAUAUGAUUCACGAGCCUUGUCACGUGGGCAGAGUAUUCGAUGCUCAAGUUGCAAUCAUUGACUACAAUUCAAUUAUAACCGUAGGUUAUUCAGCUAUACUUCAUCUUUACACUACUGUGGUCAAAGUUGAAUUGAAAAAAUUAAUCUCAUUAAUUGAUCGUAAAACUGGCAACGAGACAAAACUAUCCAUGCCUUUUAUCAAACAAGAUCAGACAGCUAUUGUUCGUUUCGAAUUAUCAGAACCGAAUGCUACAAUUUGCAUUGAAACUUAUAAAGAUUUUUCUAAACUCGGUCGAUUUAUCUUACGCGAAGAUGAUCAUACUGUUGCUGUUGGGCAAGUUCUCAAAAUUAAUCCGUAA